CACGCAUCCCGAAUCGUGACAAUGCCAGGAGCCCGGGCCCUCCACCGGACCGGGUCAGCAUCCUUGCGUCAGGCUUAUCUAGGGGGAUCAUCCCAGUAAUAAAUGGCACAGGAAGGAUGUAGGGGAGACCCCGUGGCGCGCGCCUCGGCGAGCCGGGGGCGGGUACAGGUAGGGCGCGGCGCACCCGGUCCCGCCACCGCCCCGCAGCGGCCCCGCAGGCUCGGAGAAGACCCUCGGGGCAAGGGGCGUCCUCCCGGGCGGAAGGCACCACUGCAGCCCCGGCGGCCUGGGCCUCGGGCGUGCUGCACUCCGCCUCCGGACGCCCGCGGGAAUCGGCGCCCACACGCCGCGCGUCCUCCGUCCCCGGCGCUCGGCGUCCCCGGCGGAGCCGCGCGCACUUCGCCGGGGAGAGUCCGCAGGCUCCCGCAAACCGGGACCCGCGGGAGGGGACGGGGAGAAGGGACACUCACCUCCCGCAGCCCGGACCGCCUCGGGAUCCGAAGUUCAAGUGUCUGUCCCAGCCGCGGAUCCGUGCGUCUGUAUUUAGGGAUAGCAAAGAUGGCCUCCAACAAAGAUCUACAAAGUCAACUGGAGAGAGAUGGACUAAAAGAUUGCCAACCAGUAUGCGGAGAGCCUGAUUCUGGAGAGAAGAACAAAAAUUUAAAAAAUAAAAAUAACAAAAGGAAAGGAUCAUGGAAAUGAGGAAGAAAAGAGAAGGCAGGAUUUCUUGGCCAGUUCUGAGGAGAUGG
Molecule: messenger RNA, 749 nt
Organism: Leopardus geoffroyi (Geoffroy's cat)
Lineage: Eukaryota; Metazoa; Chordata; Mammalia; Carnivora; Felidae
Product: translation initiation factor IF-2-like
Exons: 3
Coding region: 103-702 (199 amino acids)
Source: RefSeq, a predicted model, not a curated record